This is a messenger RNA of Peronospora farinosa, 468 nucleotides long. NCBI's taxonomy places the organism in Eukaryota, Oomycota, Peronosporomycetes, Peronosporales, Peronosporaceae. The record is from the annotation of a GenBank genome assembly.
AUGAUCGCCCGUACGACCUUAAAGCGAUCGCUUGGCGUAUUUUCUGCUGCCCGCUCAGCCAACGUCGUCCCUUCUCUUAGCCAGACGCGUAUGUACCACGAGAAUGUGAUUGACCAUUAUGAGAACCCGCGUAAUGUUGGCGCCAUGGAUAAGAAUGCAAAGGACGUGGGUACAGGUCUCGUAGGAGCCCCCGCCUGUGGUGACGUGAUGAAGCUACAGAUUCAAGUGGAUGAGAAUGGAACAAUUGUAGACUCCAAGUUUAAGACGUUCGGUUGUGGUUCUGCCAUCGCGUCGUCAUCGGUGGCUACUGAGUGGCUCAAGGGCAAGACCGUUGAGGACUGUCUUAAGAUUAAGAACACGGAUAUUGCGUCUCAUUUGAAGCUACCACCUGUCAAACUGCAUUGUAGUAUGCUAGCAGAGGACGCUAUCAAGGCUGCUAUCUUGGACUACAAGAACAAACAAGGGUAA